GCCGAUAUUCUCGAAAUGUAAAGUCUUUCGAUCAGGCCUUGUUCAUUCGUGCUGAUAAAAGUAGGGAUAAACGCCGGCUAUCGAUCUAAAUCAACAUGGGCCCAUCUAGAGAGAGUCGCAAAACUAUGCGAUCUGCGACUCUAUCAUUUUGUUGGUGGGCCGGACCUGUCCGUGAGAGCUCGAGCUUUUAUUCCUUCUCGGCCUGAGGAUGUUUUGGUCUAGGAAAAGACGUCUACGGGAUGGGCAUCCCUUGAGACGCUUCCCUUACUCCCGGAAUCCCUUCUGGGGUAUAUUGAUAAAUAUAUUGACGAUUGUUUGCCGGCAUGCCUAAUAGAAUGUAGUAAUGCUCUUGUGAGCGUCGCUUCGCAGAUCAGAUCCACUCACGGUCUUCUGCCAGAGGCGUUCAGACUCUGGACAGCUAACCAACUUCUCAUGAAGGGUUGGCAAUCCGAUGCUAGUGCCAAAUGUACAGAUCCUCGGAACCCGUACUACGGGACUCGGCCGGCACCCGCUGUCGUUUCCGAACAGCUUGAUGCUCUUCUCGAAUCGUAUAUAACAGAAAAAGAAAAGAUAUUGCUGGAAAGAUCACAACACGCAUCGGAAGAGUGUUAUCAGCACGAUGGGAAGGAGGCCUACGUACAAUACCGCGAAGAAGCUUACUUUGCAUUUCUUGUGUUGAUGGCAACCGUGGAGCGAGAUAUAUGGAGGCUUAUGUACUGGCCAAGGCACCCACAAGAGGCACAUAACAAUUGAACGGUCAUAUGAAAC
Messenger RNA from Hypoxylon trugodes, 768 nucleotides. RefSeq lists its product as uncharacterized. Bases 433 to 753 code for a protein of 106 amino acids. The record is from RefSeq and is a predicted model, not a curated record. The transcript has a single exon. NCBI's taxonomy places the organism in Eukaryota, Fungi, Ascomycota, Sordariomycetes, Xylariales, Hypoxylaceae.